AUGGGUAUCCCAAAAUUUUUCAGAUACAUCUCUGAGAGAUGGCCGAUGAUAUCGCAGCUAAUCGACGGGUCUCAAAUACCUGAGUUCGAUAAUCUGUAUUUGGACAUGAAUUCAAUUCUGCAUACGUGCACGCAUGCUAACGAUGACGACGUCACGAAGCGAAUGUCGGAAGAGGAGGUGUUUGCAAAGAUCUUUGCGUACAUUGACCAUUUGUUUCACACAAUAGGACCCAAGCACACUUUCUACAUGGCCAUCGAUGGUGUUGCCCCGCGUGCAAAAAUGAAUCAGCAACGUGCGCGUCGUUUUAGGACGGCCAUGGACGCCGAGAAAGCUUUACAGAAGGCAAUCGCAAACGGUGAAGAAAUUCCAAAGGGCGAGCCCUUUGACUCGAACUGUAUCACUCCCGGCACCGAGUUCAUGGCAAAGUUGACCCAGAAUCUGAAAUACUUCAUUCAUGACAAAGUUUCCAAUGAUUCGGCCUGGAGCUCAGCUAAAAUCAUCUUGUCUGGUCAUGAAGUUCCCGGUGAAGGUGAACAUAAAAUCAUGGAGCAUAUAAGACGCCUGAGAUCACAACCCGACUAUAACGCUAAUACGAGGCACUGUAUCUAUGGAUUAGAUGCGGAUUUGAUCAUGCUGGGUCUUUCUACACAUGACCCACACUUUGCUCUUCUUAGAGAAGAGGUCACCUUUGGUAGACGUCAAAAGUCUCAGCCUUUGGAGCACCAAAAUUUCUUUUUGCUUCAUAUCUCCCUUUUGAGGGAAUACCUGGAACUGGAAUUCAGUGAAGUUGCUGACGACUUGCAAUUCGAGUACGACUUUGAGAGAAUAUUGGACGACUUCAUUUUGGUGAUGUUCGUGAUUGGAAAUGACUUUUUACCCAAUCUUCCCGAUCUGCACUUGAAUAAAGGUGCUUUUCCAGUCCUGCUUCAAACGUUCAAAGAGGCUCUCAAACAUGUUGACGGCUAUAUAAACGAGCAAGGUACGAUCAACCUUUCUAGGUUCCAGGUAUGGCUGCAGUAUCUUGGCGAAUUUGAGCUUAUGAACUUUGAAAAGGAUGAUAUCGACGUUGAAUGGUUCAACAAACAGCUAGAAAAUAUCUCUCUUGAGGGAGAAAGGAAAAGAGCUCGUCUGGGUAAGAAGCUUCUGCUCAAGCAACAGAAAAAGAUUGUUGGUGCUAUAAAGCCUUGGCUGUUAAAGACCUCGGCUGCCCCAUUUGAUGCAAAAGCUCUCUCUGGCGACGAUAUACCCACAUUUCCCCUAGACAAAGAUGUUGUCGAGGACAAUCUGUCAUUUUUGAAGGAGCUAGCAUUUGACUUAGGAUUAUUUGUCGCUCAUUCUCAAUCGCAGGAUAAUUUUUAUCUGCAACUUGAUGUUGACGGCAUCAAUCCUCAUGAGUCUGAAGAAGAGCAUAAAGAUCGUGUGGCUGCCUUGAGAAAGCUCAUUAAGAAAUACGAGCAAGCCGUGCUUGUUGAAGACAGCGAGGAACUUGAAAAAGAGCAAAAACUCUACGGUGAAAGAUUCGAAAAUUGGAGAGAUCAAUACUACAAGGACAAAUUGGGUUUCAGUUACCACGAUGAGGACAAACUACGUGAGCUGACUGAAAACUAUGUGGAAGGACUUCAGUGGGUGCUUUACUAUUACUACCGUGGCUGUCCAUCAUGGUCUUGGUACUAUAAAUACCACUAUGCGCCCCGCAUUUCUGAUGUUCAGAAGGGUUUGAAUCUACUGAUCAAUUUUGAUAAGGGUACACCCUUCAAACCAUUCCAGCAAUUAAUGGCAGUACUACCGGAAAGAUCCAAGAACUUGAUCCCUGUUGCGUAUCGGCCCCUUAUGUAUGAUCCAAAGUCACCAAUCCGCGACUUUUAUCCAGAUGAAGUGGAGUUGGAUAAAAACGGCAAAACAGCAGAUUGGGAAGCUGUCGUUAAACUUUCGUUCGUGGACGAAAAAAGACUUAUUGACGCCAUGUCUACCAUGGAAAAUAAACUGACAGCAGAAGAACGCAACAGGAACAAAUUUGGAACUGACCUGGUUUUCAUCUAUAAUCCUCAGAUCGAUGACAUCUACAAGUCUCCUCUCAGCGGCUUUUUCUCCGAUAUUGAGCACAACCACUGUGCUGAGCGUGAAUACAUUCCACACUCUAUGGAUGGCCUUGAAUUACUAUAUGGUCUACCAGCAGGCGCAAAAUUAGGAGCCGAAGCGUUGGCUGGAUUCCCUACGCUAAAAACUCUCUCUUUUAACAGCAAGCUUGAUUAUAAUGGAUGCAUGGUUUUUCAACAGCCGUCAAAACAACAAUCCAUGUUGUUAACCAUAAAAGAUGCUUACAAUGAAAGCAACCUGACCCUUGACGAGUUUGCCAAAGCGCAUGUGGGUAAAGUGGUUUACACAAGGUGGCCCAAUCUGAGAGAGUCAAAAGUGCUAUCUGUGAGCGAUGGCAAAACCAUUUUUGAGCAAUCCAAAAACGGCAAACACAACUUUAUCGAGAGGAAGCUGGAUGAUGUUGAGCUCAGAUUGUUCAAUACGCAGCGAGCAGGGAUGCGCCGAAACUACUCUGUACAGAAGGGCGUGAUGCUUGAUGAUGUUCGCGCCAUUGUCCGUGUUAUCCCCGUAAAUGGAUUGACAAGAACUCCCGAUGGUGCUUACGUCAAAACGUUUUCCACAAUCGAAGAGUUUUAUCCAUUGCAGCUCGUUGUUGAAGAUGUUGAGAAUAAGGAUAAACGUUUUAUGGAAAGGACUCCCGUUCCUGUGAGUGAGGAAUUCCCCGAAGGCCUAAACGUCAUAUUUUUGGGAGACUAUGCUUACGGUGGAAAAGCCAUCGUGGACGGGUACAGUAGCAGUACCAGGUUGAAGCUGACUGUUGAGAAACACACCACCGACAAGGAACCGACUGUUGGUAAAGUAAGAGCUCAAUUGGACCAAAAAAUGAUACGUUACUAUCCGUCCUUUAUCGUUUCCAAGAAACUACAAAUUCAUCCAUUAUUUUUGUCAAGGAUCACUUCACGUUUCAUGGUUGGGGGAUUUGGGGAAAGACCAAUAAAUUUUGGAUUGGAAGUGAAAUUUGAAUCACGCCAUGAAAAGGUUUUGGGUUACGCUAGAAGGAAUCCGAAGGGUUGGGAGUACUCAGAUAUGACCAUGGCUCUUCUUUCAGAUUUCAAAAAGAAUUUCCCUGAGUUUUUCUUCAAGUUAUCGACUCAAGCCAAAGAAUCGCCAUCUUUCGAAAACAUGUACCCCGGUGCUAAACGUGAAGAGUUAAAAGGCGUUAUUGACAGCGUUCGCUCGUGGUUAAAAGAUGUGAAGCAAAAUUUCGUGACCGUCUCUUUCGAAAGUGACUCGCUAACCAAGGCUUCCAUGAUAGCUGUAGAAGAUGCGAUUGAGAAGUAUGUUGCUGUUCCUCCAAAGAUCAGCACAAAGCAAUUAGCGAAAGUUCCACGAGAGGCCAUUCUUGACCCUCAGGUAUCUCUCGCCAUGCUGCGUACUCAAAAAUUUGAUCUCGGUGACAGAGUGAUCUACAUUCAAGAUUCUGGUAAGGUACCACUAUUUUCGAAGGGUACUGUUGUGGGGUACACCACGAUUGGUCCAAAAUUGUCAGUGCAAAUUCUCUUUGACAAAGAGAUUGUUGCAGGAAACACUUUUGGAGGAAGGCUAAGAACGAAGCGUGGCUUAGGGUUAGACUCUUCCUUUUUACUCAAUUUGAGCAACAGACAGUUCAUUUACCAUUCCAAGGCUUCAAAAUCGGUCAAAGAAGCAUCGAAGAAGCCCCAGAAACCUGUCAGAGUUGCUCAAGCUACACCUGAUGCCACGACUGCUCGUCAGCAGGACGCAGCAACGAAAAAGCAGCAAGCCCAAGAACUGCUCAGUCAUAUAAAGGGCGCUGAAGCUGACUCCCAAGCUAAUGAGGAAAAGAGCGGUGCGACCCAUGACAAGUCUCAGGAAAAAAACAUUAACUUCAACGGAGACCAAGCGGAGUUAAAUGCGCCUACCGAUAGAGUCAUUGCCAGUAACAUUUACAAUGCCGUCUUUAAUCAGUUUACUGACGCCGCGCCUAUGCCGGGCCCUAACCCGUUCCCACAUGGUGCCCCCUACGAAGGACAGCCUUUAAAUGCGGUACCACCUCACUUGGUUGGCCACCUUCCACCACCCCCACCUAUGGGUUACUAUCCUCCUCAAGGCCCGAUUCAUCCUAUGGUGCAUCCGUCGGCUGGACACUUUGUUCAACCAUUUCAGGUUCCGGUAAGUGUACCUGUUGCCAACGGAAGUGGUACAGUUGAAGAGAACAAUGGAAACCACAUUGAAAACAUCGCGCCGACGGAAAAUGGCACGCAACGCGGUAACGCAGAUGAACAUACAGGUCAUUCCUCACCUGGCGGUCGUGGAAAUGGAGGUAGAGGGGGCUCCAGAGGUUCAAGAGGAAGCUUCAGAGGUCGCGGUCGUGGUCGUGGACGUGGUAGAGGUAGGGGACGUCCUACAGGUGGUGAUAUCUCUAAUCGCUCUGCGUGA
This is a messenger RNA of Lachancea sp. 'fantastica', 4494 nucleotides long. The record is from the annotation of a GenBank genome assembly. Lineage: Eukaryota; Fungi; Ascomycota; Saccharomycetes; Saccharomycetales; Saccharomycetaceae.